Molecule: messenger RNA, 1164 nt
Organism: Phytophthora sojae
Lineage: Eukaryota; Oomycota; Peronosporomycetes; Peronosporales; Peronosporaceae
Exons: 6
Coding region: 1-1164 (387 amino acids)
Biological process (GO): lipid A biosynthetic process
Molecular function (GO): lipid-A-disaccharide synthase activity; phospholipid binding
Source: RefSeq, a predicted model, not a curated record
AUGUGUAAGGCUGGAGGUUUUGAGUCGCUCUUCCCGAUGCAGGAGCUGUCGCUCAUGGGGCUUGUGGAAGUGGUGCCAUAUCUUUGGCGCUUUCGGCGGCGGAUUCAAGAUACUUUGCGAGAUAUUGAAGCUUACCAGCCGGAGUUGGUGCUUACGAUCGACUCAAAGGGGUUUACGUUUCGAGUGCUGAAGGCGUUGCAAGCGAGUGAGCAGCAGAGUGGUGGCAAACGCAUUAAGAAGGCACACUACGUGGCACCGUCGGUCUGGGCGUACAAGCACCGAGGCAAACGUGACUUCACGGAGCUUCAGCAGCUUUUGGAUGCCAUGUUCACCAUCUUGCCCUUCGAAGAGGACAUCUUCCGUGCGGGUGAGAGCAGUCAGAGAUUGGAGAGUGGUGAAGAAGGCGCGACGCAAUCGUGGUGUCAUUUUGUGGGCCAUCCUGCUGUCGAAGACUUCCUGGAAGCUCAUGGAGCCUUCGAUCGAAUUCCUGACUACGAAGGCGCCUCCGCGGAGACAGACGCCCGGCAACUUGAAAUUGGAGCAGACGCUCUUCUAGACUUGUCAAAGUUGGACAUGAGCAAUUUGCUCGAGCGUGGUCAGUUUUUCCACGCUUUGGCGGCGAGGGGACGUGAACCGAACUCCAGAGCCCAAGCCAGAAAAGAGUUUGGCGUCCCCGAUGAUGCGUUUGUGAUCUGCGCCCUUGUUGGGAGCCGAGCAAAUGAAGUGAAAAAGUCGGCGCGGUUGGUACUUAAUGCCAUCGCUGAAUUUAAGCAAACAAAUGCCUCGAUGCGGGAGAAGAAUAUCCGUGUCGUGUUCCCAACUAUUGCUGCAGUGGAGGAUCAAGUGAAUGCCUACAUCUCCGUGGCAUUUCCUGAAGUAAAGUGCCAGGUGCUUACUGAUCUCGAUGCAGCAGCACGAUUUCGAUUGUUUCAGGGGUCUGAUCUAGCGUUGGCCGUGUCGGGGACGAUUGUGCUUGAAACUACGUUAGCGAACUUGCCGACCGUGGUGAUUUACUGCGCCAACAAAGUGACGGAGUGGAUCGCCCAGCGAUUGGCUGCUGUGCGAUUCGUAUCCGUCCCCAAUCUGCUGCUCGGAAGAUCUCUGCUGCCCGAGUUGCUUUUUAGUGAGUGUACUGCUUCGAAUAUUGCCAGCGCACUCGGGUAA